AGAAUAUUGAAUACACCAUGGACUGCCAGAAGAACCAACAAAUUUUUCUUGUUAUCACUUAACAUGGAAGAAGAUGAGUUCUUUGGUGAAAAAACAUUCCAGCAUUAUUGUGCAGAAUUCAUUAAACAUUCACAGCAGAUAGGUGAUGGUUGGGAAUGGAAAAUUUCAAAGGACUGUUCUGAUGGCUACAUGUGCAAAACGCAUUUUCAAAUUAAAAGUGGGACUGUGGUGUCACAUCCAGGAACAUCUGCUUAUGUACAGACAUGCCUUCCUACAGAGGAGGCUUUAGAGCUACCCCUCGAUGAUUUUGAAGUGCCUGAGACUGCAGUGGCAUCGGAAGUGAUUAAAUAUGAGUAUCAUGUCUUAUAUUCCUGUAGCUACCAAGUGCCUGUGCUUUACUUCAGGGCAAGCUUUUUAGAUGGAAGACCUUUAACUCUGAAGGACGUAUGGGAAGGAGUCCAUGAAUGCUACAAGACGCGGCUUCUGCAGGGACCAUGGGACACCAUCACCCAACAAGAACAUCCAGUACUUGGGCAACCCUUUUUUGUACUUCAUCCCUGCAAGACGAAUGAAUUCAUGACUCCUGUAUUAAAGAAUUCCCGAAAAAUCAAUAGGAACGUCAACUACAUCACAUCAUGGCUGAGCAUUGUAGGGCCAGUUGUUGGGCUGAAUCUACCUCUGAGUUAUGCUAACGCCACCUCUCAGGAUGAAAGAAAUGUUGAUUGACAAGGAGCAAAUGUCUGAUAGCAGCUGAGAUACUGAAUGCUUCCAAGAAACACCUCAAAGACACAAAUCACUAUAAGUAGCAAAAAUGAAUCUCACUCAGUAAUACCAGAAAUACUGACAUUAUUAGAGCAAAACACUUCACAUCCCUUCUUCUGAUAUGGGGAUUGAUUGAGAAAUGGAUUUGUAUGUUCAUUUUAUUGUAAUAUAAAAGAAAAGUAAAAUACAAUAUUUAUAUGUUCCUAAAAACUAAUGUCUUAAUCAUGGACUGUCUUAUUCUCCUGCAGUCAACCAUAAGAACGAUAGAUGGUAGCAUUAUUUCUUUUUCACUCCAAAAGGGAUAGGGUGUGUUUGUGUGUAUAUUUAGACAUAGAGUAAAUAAGAAAACAUAAUAUUUUAUUAUAAGUGAGAUAAUGAGUUUUUACAAGCAAAAUAUGGCAUAUUAAUUAGAAGUUUAAAAAAUCUGUAGGAAAUAUUUAAAAUCUUUCCCUAUAAUUUUGUCCCUUUAGUUGUCGAACCCACAACCACUCUGCUCUACUAUUUUAGUGACUAGAGCAAGUCUUCCUGUUUCUGAGACUUAUUUUCUUCAUCUUUAACAUGAGAAUAGCAAGUACCUCGUAGGGUUGUUUUGAGACUCAUCAAAUCAAACCCGUUGCUGCUGAGUCGAUUCCGACCCCGAGCCGAUUCCAACUCAUAGCGACCCUAUAGAACAGAGUGGAACUGCCCUACGGGGUUUCCAGUGCUGUAAUCUUUAUGCAAGCAGACUGCUACAUCUUUCUCCCAUGGAGCAGCUGUUGGGUUCAGACCUUUAGUUUAGCAGCCAAGUGCUUAACCUCUGCACCACCGGGGCUUCUUGUGAGACUCAUAUGAGAUCAUUAAUGCAUGAGAAAAUAUCAUGAAGUAUUGUACAAAUUUUCAUUAAAUGCUCAACUUUCUUAUAUUCAAUAUUCAUUCAGUCAGUCUGUAAAUAAGUUGCAAAUGGUUUGGACUCAACUGCUAACCUAAAGUUUGGUGGUUUGAACCCACCCAGCAGCUCUGCAAAAGAAAAAGGCCUGGCAAUCUGCAUUCAUUAAGAUCACAGACAAGAAAAUCCUAUGGAGUAGUUCUA
Molecule: messenger RNA, 1831 nt
Organism: Trichechus manatus latirostris (Florida manatee)
Lineage: Eukaryota; Metazoa; Chordata; Mammalia; Sirenia; Trichechidae
Gene: ATG10
Product: autophagy related 10
Exons: 8
Coding region: 64-726 (220 amino acids)
Biological process (GO): macroautophagy; protein lipidation; protein modification by small protein conjugation
Cellular component (GO): intracellular anatomical structure
Molecular function (GO): Atg12 transferase activity
Source: RefSeq, a predicted model, not a curated record